Phanerochaete carnosa HHB-10118-sp is the source of this 342-nucleotide messenger RNA. RefSeq lists its product as uncharacterized. The record is from RefSeq and is a predicted model, not a curated record. The transcript is spliced from 3 exons. NCBI's taxonomy places the organism in Eukaryota, Fungi, Basidiomycota, Agaricomycetes, Polyporales, Phanerochaetaceae. Bases 1 to 342 code for a protein of 113 amino acids.
AUGGGUCCAUUCGGGCGCAAGAGCGAUACCAGCAGAGAGCAGGCACGCAAGAAAGUCCAGCCUGCGCAGGCUUUGGGGGGCGCUGUGGGCGACGGUGCCAAGCCGACCCACAAAAAUCCGGAGAACAGUAACGCGCAUGACGGUGGCUCUCAGCGGAGGACCAGGGCGCCACCUCAUACUGACCUCAACGUCCACUUCAUAGUGCCGUCUGAGAGACAGCUGGAGAAUCUGGAACGCAUGCAUCCGGGGUAUGGGAAAAAGGCACGAGAGAUUCACGAUCAGCUAGCCAGGGAGUAUGCCGCGGAGCAUUGCCCGGAUGCAAUCCGUGCCAAUGUCCGGUGA